UGCAUGUAUUAUUGCCAGUGGGUCUAAUCAAGCAUUGGAGACGCCUAAUCAAGUACACACCGAGACGAGUUGACCCGAGAGGCACAAAUCACUCCGGCCGGAUCCACAAUACUUGCUGCUUCUCUCUUUCGUCUCCGGCUCUCUGCGGCGACUACUAACGGUUUGCGGCGGCCACAUCGCAAAGAACUGGAUCAAUUCUCCACUAGUUCACCUUGGGUAGCUGUUGCAAAGGACUCUGCAAGUUGGAUUUGAGCAGCUCCUUUCAGGGUACCAUUCUUCUAUUUCUGCUUUGGAAAACUAUAAAGGGUGCACUGCAUAUCCGCACAGUAAUCAAUCGGGUUCUGGUUUUGCUCCUUCGGUCUUGUUGUGUGCAUUGCAGAGUUUCAACCCAAGGGCAAGCGAGAGCAGAUACGGAUAAAGGUUGUGAUAUGGAGGUUGCCGCUGGGGCGUUGAGCCCCGUCCUCCGUAAGCUUGGUGAGCUACUCGCCGGAGAAUACAACCUGGAGAAGCGAGUAAAGAAAGGCGUACAAUCGCUCCUAAUAGAGCUGGAGAUGAUGCACGCCAUACUUCGCAAGGUUAGCGAGGUGCCAUCAGACCAACUCGAGGAGCCGGUCCGGAUUUGGGCUGGCAAGGUGAGAGACCUCUCUUGCGACAUGGAAGACGCUGUUGAUGACUUCCUGGUGCGCGUGGAUGAGGGCUCAAGCAGAAAGCCAACGAACAUGAGGAAUCGAGUGAAUAAGUUCCUCAAGAAGACCACCAAACUCUUUGGUAAAGGCAAGGCACUUCAUCAAAUCUGUGAUGCCAUUGAAGAAGCUCAAGAUCUUGCCAAGCAGUUGGCGGACCUGCGUAAAAGAUACGAGCUUGACAUGCAUAGCAGUAGUAAUGGUGCUACCAUUGACCCCCGCGUUUUAGCUCUGCAUAAAGAUGUAGGGGAGCUUGUUGGCGUUGACUACACAAGGGAUGAGCUUAUCAAAACACUGAUUUGUGAGGACGGGAGUUCUAAUGAGCAAUUGAAAACGAUCCCUAUUGUUGGUGUUGGCGGGCUGGGCAAGACAACGCUCACCAAAGCAGUCUAUGAGAAGAUCAAAGCCCAAUUUGAUUGUGUGGCUUUUGUCUCUGUGGGUCAGAACCCAGAUAUCAAGAAAGUUUUCAAGGACUUGCUCUAUGGCCUUGACAAUGGAAAGUUCAGUGACAUUCAUAAUACAACAAGGGAUGAAAAUCUACUCAUCAAGCAAAUCAGUGAUUACCUUGUGGAUAAGAGGUACCUCAUCGUAAUCGAUGAUAUAUGGGAAGAAGAAAUAUGGAGAUUUAUAAAUUGUGCUUUGUAUAAAAACAACCUCCAUAGUCGGGUAAUCACAACAACCCGCAAUGUGUGUGUGUCUGAAGCAUGUCUCUCUUCCAGUGAUGACAUGAUUCACCAAAUGAAACCACUUUCCGAUGAAGACUCACAGAUACUCUUCCAUCGAAGAAUAUUUCAAAGCGAGGAGAAAUGUCCAGAAGAUUUGCAAGCAGUAUCAAGAGAGAUAUUGAAGAAAUGUGCUGGUGUACCAUUAGCCAUUAUUACAAUAGCUAGCCUUCUAGUCAGUAACCAAAGGAUAAAGCAGAAAGAAGAAUGGAUGCAUGUGCACAGUUCGAUGGGCCGUGGAGUUACAGAAGGUGGUAUUGUGAAGGACAUGAAGAGGAUAUUAUCACUCAGCUAUUAUGAUUUGCCUUCGCAUCUAAAGCCUUGUUUGUUAUACCUAAGCAUGUUUCCUGAAGACUCUGAGAUUAAGAGAGAUUGGCUGAUAUGGAGGUGGCUUUCUGAAGGGUUUAUCCAAUGUGAUAAAGAAGAAACCAGGCUGUUUGAGAUCGGAGAGAGCUACUACAAUGAGCUUCUGAACAGGAGCUUGAUCCAGCCAUCAAAAAUCAACGAGGAAGGAACGGUAGUAAGUUGCCGAAUACAUGAUAUGGUGCUUGACCUUAUAUUCUCAUUGUCAAGUGAGGAGAAUUUUAUCUCCAUAUUGGAUAAUGAUGAGUGGCAUGCAUCUAAUGUGCAUAGAAAAUUUCGCAGGUUAUCACUUCAUAAUAUCAAGGCAAAAGUUCAGAACCAUCAAUUAGAUAGCACUAGCCUAUCAAAAGUGAGGUCCUUUGCUGUUUUUUCUCCGGUUACUUGUGAUUGGUUGCCAUCUCUCUCAAGCUUCCAAUUUUUACGUGUGCUGGAUCUUGGAAAUUGUGGAAGUGGCUCUGGUAUCAGUCUCAAGUAUGUCGGAAAUUUAAUUCACCUAAGGUACCUAGGGCUCAGGAAUACAAAUGUUCGCGAACUCCCAAUUGACAUCGGCAAGUUGCAGCUUUUGCAGAUACUAGAUAUAAAAAAAACUCGUAUAAAAGAAUUACCUUCAAGUGUUGUUCAGCUAAGAAAAUUGAUAUGCCUAUAUGUCGAUCGUAGAGUGAUGCUGCCAAAAGGAAUGGGGAAUUUGGUAUACCUCCAAAUGUUGAAACGAGUAGACUUAUCCUCAUCUCCUCACAUUGUGAAAGAGCUGAGCUAUCUGACAGAGGUUACGAAACUCAUACUUUACUGCGACAAUAAGGACAUUGAUCUGGUCAAUAUGGAUAUGUUAAUUGAGUCCCUAGGCAACUUGCAAAAAUUGCGAAGUCUAUGGAUUAAUUUUGGUGGCAGACUGAAUGAUUGCAUGCGUGUAAGCUGGGUGCCCCCUCCACAACUUCAUACUUUUAAGUCAUGGAGCUUCAAAGAAGGGUCGUUCUCGCGACUUCCAAAGUGGGUUAAUUCAAGUUCGCUUCCCCACCUCUCCACCCUGGAAAUAGACGUGGAAGAACUGCAAGGGGAAGACAUUCAGAUCAUUGGGAUGCUGCCUGCUCUUCGGUUUCUGCGGCUGCGUGCAAGUCGCGUGAUGGGAACGUUGGUUGUGAGGGCCGAUGCAUUCAGAUAUGCGAGAUGCUGCAAGUUCUUCGGGUUUCUGACUUCGCCGUGCCUUUUUCCACCUGGAGCUAUGCCAAGGGUUCAACACCUUGAGUUCAGGGUCUCCGCACUGUCGAUCGCGAGUGGUGAGGUUGACUGCAGCAUGGAGCACCUCCCUUCUCUCGAGCGUGUUGUGGUUUUUCUGCAGCGUGAUAAUUCCAGCAAUGACGGGGAGGAGACACCCAGGGCUUGGCUGAAGCGCGCAGCAGAAGCCCAUCCAAAACGUCCCACCAUGAAAAUCUAUUAGACAUGAGUGCUGACAUGCCUUUGCCGCCAGUAAGACCUCCAGUGAAAUCCUGGAGUCAGGCACUAGUACAGUAGUAAUUCCAUCAGUUGCCAUGGACAUUGCUUCAACAUUCCGAUAGGUAACAAACAAUUCACUGUGCCACUGCAGGAAGCAAUCCAGCCGCUCUCCACCUAUGUUUGGACUGUCUUUUGCUCCGAUUUUUGUACGGCGUGAUAUCACUCGUACAUGGACUUGAAUCAACUGAUGACUGUCGUACAAAAAUCAUACAAAAGUUGUCGUACGUGUAGCAGGACUCUUUGCUAAAGAGAGGCUUCCUCACGUUGUUCACGAUGAACAAUUUUUUUUCUGCGUAUGCUUUCAGAAAUACAACACCUCAUUUCCUUUAUUCA
Messenger RNA from Triticum urartu, 3592 nucleotides. The record is from RefSeq and is a predicted model, not a curated record. NCBI's taxonomy places the organism in Eukaryota, Viridiplantae, Streptophyta, Magnoliopsida, Poales, Poaceae.